AAUUACAGUGAAGUUAAAUUUCGGAAGAACGGGUGGGUGUACCGUACAUAUGGGCAAAAGCAUAUUUAUUUAUUUAUUAUUAUAAAAUAAUAAAAUAAUAUAUAUUUCCGAAUAAUAAUUAGAAGAGACAGGUAUGCCACUCGCAGUUCUAGGGUUUCCAGAAGCGCCGUGUUUGGUCGUUUCUUCGCUUAUCGGAAUUCCUCUGUGAGUGGUUGUUUCAAAACUUUGGCAAUGGAAGUUACUCAAAUUCUGUUGAAUGCGCAAUCGGUUGAUGGAUCGGUUCGUAAGCAUGCUGAAGAAAGUUUAAAGCGGUUUCAGGAGGAGAAUCUUGCUGGUUUUUUGUUAUCUUUGUCUGGAGAGCUUUCUAGUGAGGAGAAGCCGGUUGACAGCCGUAAAUUGGCCGGUUUGAUUCUUAAAAAUGCGUUGGAUGCGAAAGAACAGCAUAGGAAGUUUGAGCUUGUUCAAAGAUGGUUAUCCCUUGAUGUGGGGGUUAAGGCGCAGAUAAAAGCGUGUUUGUUGCAGACGCUAACUUCCCCUGUUUACGAGGCAAGAUCGACUGCAUCACAAGUGAUAGCGAAAGUUGCUGGUAUUGAGCUACCGCAGAAACAAUGGCCGGAGCUUAUCGGUUCGCUUUUGUCGAGUAUUCACCAGGUUCCGGUUCAUGUCAAGCAAGCUACUUUAGAAACACUUGGAUAUCUGUGUGAAGAAGUUUCUCCAGACGCUGUAGAACAAGAUCAUGUGAAUAAGAUACUUACAGCUGUAGUCCAAGGUAUGAAUCCGUCUGAGGGUAGUAACGAUGUCAGGCUUGCUGCCACACGUGCGUUGUAUAACGCACUUAGUUUUGCUCAGGCGAAUUUUUCAAAUGAUAUGGAGCGGGAUUAUAUUAUGAAAGUUGUUUGCGAGGCAACGUUAUCACCGGAAGUGAAAAUCAGGCAGGCGGCUUUUGAGUGUUUGGUGUCUAUUUCCUCAAGUUACUAUGAGAAAAUAGCUCCAUACAUGCAGGAUAUCUUUAACAUUACUGCAAAAGCGGUGAAAGAAGAUGAAGAGCCGGUUGCUCUACAAGCUAUCGAGUUUUGGAGCUCGAUAUGCGAUGAAGAGAUUGACAUAUUAGAAGACUACGGUGGUGAGUUCACUGGCGAUUCUGAUAUUCCCUGCUUUUAUUUUAUAAAACAAGCUUUACCUGCACUCGUGCCGAUGUUACUGGAGACGUUGUUGAAACAAGAAGAAGAUCAAGAUCAAGAUGAAGGCGCGUGGAAUCUUGCUAUGGCUGGUGGUACGUGUCUUGGGUUGGUGGCUCGAACCGUCGGGGAUGAUAUCGUUCCGCUUGUGAUGCCUUUUAUUGAAGAGAAUAUAACAAAACCUGAUUGGAGGCAAAGAGAAGCGGCUACGUAUGCAUUUGGUUCAAUCUUGGAGGGCCCGUCGCCGAACAAGUUAACACCACUUGUUAAUGUUGCUCUCAAUUUCAUGCUUACGGCUUUAACCAACGACCCAAACAGCCAUGUAAAGGACACAACUGCUUGGACCCUCGGAAGAAUAUUUGAGUUUCUUCAUGGUUCAAAUAUGGAGACACCUAUCGUCACACAGGCUAACUGCCAACAGAUUAUAACAGUUCUUCUCCAGACCAUGCGGGAUGCUCCAAAUGUUGCUGAGAAAGCAUGUGGGGCCCUGUAUUUUCUUGCUCAAGGUUAUGAGGAUAUCGGUCAAACUUCUCCUUUGACCCCCUACUUUCAAGAAAUUCUUCAAUCUCUGUUAUCAGUUUCUCACAGGGAAGAUGCUGGAGAGUCUAGAUUAAGGACUGCUGCUUACGAGACGUUAAAUGAAGUUGUGAGGUGUUCUACAGAUGCAACGGCUUCCAUGGUGUCGCAGCUUGUUCCCGUUAUCAUGAUGGAACUCCAUAAAACGUUAGAAGAACAUAGCCUUUCGUCUGACGAAAGGCAAAAACAGAAUGAAUUACAAGGGCUUUUGUGUGGGUGCUUACAGGUGAUUAUUCAGAAGUUAGGAUCAUCAGAUCAAACCAAGUAUGCCCUAAUGCAAAAUGCAGAUCAAAUCAUGAAUCUUUUCCUUAGGGUUUUUGCUUCUCGAAGUGCAACCGUUCAUGAAGAAGCAAUGCUCGCCAUUGGAGCUCUAGCAUACGUAAUGGGCCCAGAUUUUGCAAAAUAUAUGCCUGAGUUUUACAAGUAUUUGGAAAUGGGUCUUCAGAACUUUGAAGAGUACCAAGUGUGUGCUGUGACUGUAGGUGUGGUGGGCGACAUAUGUCGUGCCUUGGAGGAGAAGGUAUUGCCAUGGUGUGACGGGAUCAUGACUCAGCUUCUUAAAGAUCUUUCCAGCAAUCAGCUGCACCGAUCUGUUAAACCACCAAUUUUUUCAUGUUUUGGUGAUAUUGCAAUGGCGAUAGGCGAGAACUUCGAGAAAUACUUAAUGUAUGCUAUGCCUAUGCUCCAGAGUGCAGCAGAGUUAUCCGCCCACACGUCAAGUGCCGAUGAUGAAAUGAUAGAGUACACCAAUCUUUUGAGGAACGGCAUAUUGGAAGCGUAUUCUGGGAUCUUUCAGGGUUUUAAGAACUCUCCUAAAACUCAGUUGUUAAUUCCUUAUGCCCCACAUAUCGUUCAGUUUCUAGAUCUGAUCUAUAUGGAGAAAGACAUGGAUGAAUUGGUGAUGAAAACGGCUAUUGGCGUGCUUGGAGAUCUAGCUGAUACUCUUGGAAGUAAUGCCGGGUCGUUAAUUCAGCAAUCUCUUUCAAGCAAAGACUUUUUGAAUGAAUGUUUAUCCUCGGAGGAUCAUUUGAUUAAGGAAGCUGCUGAGUGGGCCAAACAGGCCAUAAGUCGCGCUAUUUCUAUUUGAGCGUUCUGCUAUUUGGUCAAUUUUGAGUGUUGCAUCGGUCCUAGUCAGCUGUCAAGUUCGGGACUCGGGUCUUUCUACUGUUUGUUAUAUACACAAGUCGGUUUGGGGCUUUUUACCACAUCACUGGUAUUGUUUCUUUAUUCGAUUAUGUUUCUUUAUUUCAUAUUUUCUGUCAUUUUUGGAUGGAGCAAUUUUGAGUCACGCGUCACCCGGUGUGUCUUGUUACCACCAAAGUCAUAGCGUCUUGCUAAAGAAGGGUUCAGCUACAGUGUUUUGAAGUCAAAAGGGUCAUUGGUCAAAGGUGAAGUAAAUAUAGUGUUUUAUCAUUCAUCAUUUUCAUCAUGGUAUGUGUGUCCCAGCUUGACAUUGAAAUAGGAUUUGAAAUCAUCAUCAUUUCAUUUUGUAAAACUUGCCUGUGGCUAUUAUUAUUUAUUUUUUUUUGGUUUCUAAACUGAAACUUCACCAUCUUCCAAUAUAGAUUUCUGUAAAUGCAAGCGUUUUAUUUAUUGCU
Molecule: messenger RNA, 3352 nt
Organism: Helianthus annuus (common sunflower)
Lineage: Eukaryota; Viridiplantae; Streptophyta; Magnoliopsida; Asterales; Asteraceae
Product: importin subunit beta-1
Exons: 4
Coding region: 232-2841 (869 amino acids)
Biological process (GO): protein import into nucleus
Cellular component (GO): cytoplasm; nucleus
Molecular function (GO): nuclear import signal receptor activity; small GTPase binding
Source: RefSeq, a predicted model, not a curated record